This is a messenger RNA of Penaeus indicus, 1062 nucleotides long. Its product is annotated as sarcalumenin-like. The annotation marks the transcript as partial. The transcript is spliced from 10 exons. The record is from RefSeq and is a predicted model, not a curated record. Lineage: Eukaryota; Metazoa; Arthropoda; Malacostraca; Decapoda; Penaeidae.
CAUAUCCUUUACAGGUACAUUGAAGAACAUGUGCAGAGGACUGGUGUGGCCAUCGAGACCCAGGGCUUCACCUUCAUUACCAGUGGCCGGAAGCGGGAAUCCCUUACUGGAAAUGCUACACUUCAUCUUUAUCCUCACUUCAAGCCCCUGCAAGACAUUGAGGGUGUUGUGGAUUACUUGAAUACAGAGAUUAGCACUUCUAAGCAGAAGAAGUUCAGUCUGGUAACUUUUAUUGAUACCCCUGGUCUGGUUGAUGGAGACAUGAAGUAUCCAUUUGAUGUUAAUCAGUCCAUGCUAUGGCUAGGUGACCUGUGUGACUUAAUCUUCGUGUUCUUUGACCCAAUUGGCCAAGCAUUGUGCAAGAGAACUUUAAACAUUGUGGAGCAGUUGAAUGAAACUCACUCAGAGCGCAUUCGCUUCUAUCUCUCCAAAGCUGAUGAAGCAGGUCAUGAAAGUGACAGGCAGAGGGUAAUGAUGCAGAUUGUACAAGAAUUAUGUAAGCGCCCAGGCCUCAACAAGACUGGCUUUGAUAUGCCAACAAUUUACAUUCCCAAUCCAAACAAGCCAAGUCGCUGUGUGAACCAAAUUGAAGAGGUUUGCCGAGAUAUUGAGAAGACCAUUAAUCAGACAAUCCAGAAUACACUCAACCAGUUGGAAAAGGACUGUGACCAAAUUUCAACACUUGUUGAUGAAGCCAUUGAAGCUGACAAUGCUUCAAGGGCCUAUAAUUUCCGUGCUAAGGCAAAAGGAAUGGGCUUGUCCUUGUUUGGAUUCCUACUCCCAAUUAUACUGAUGCUGGAAGUUCUACUUUCUUCUGCUCCAAAGGAACUCGUUAAUAAUCUCUUCGGAGAGCCACUGGCUGAUACAUUAGCAACUUAUAUGGCCCCAUUAACAUCUUUCUGGAUGGCCAUUGGGGAGGAUAAUCAGCUGGUGGUGCUUGCUGUCGUACUGGUUGUGUCUGGUACUUUCCUCAUCAUCUCCCGCUACUGCAGCAAGACGAGGCCCACAUGUGGAUUUUUUUAUGUUUCUCCAGGCUUCACCAUCUCAGAUGAGUCAUUAUAA